This is a messenger RNA of Linum trigynum, 3134 nucleotides long. Lineage: Eukaryota; Viridiplantae; Streptophyta; Magnoliopsida; Malpighiales; Linaceae. The record is from the annotation of a GenBank genome assembly.
UUUACCUUUAAAACGCAUCUUAGGGGUGCGUUCCAAAAAAAUUAGUGCUAGUUUUGUAAUUUUUUUUAUAUGGGUGCUAGUUUUGUAAUUAUUUUUUUUAAAGGUGCUAUUAUUGGAAAAAUCUCUCAGUUUGGCGUAUAGUUUAACUUGUUUGAAUGUCCAAAUUUACAUUGAAAUGGAAUUAGCUUAUAAGUAAUAACUUGUCAUAGCCAAUAGAUGAAUUUAACAAGUUCACAGAAUGGUAUUUUAGUGGUAUAAUUAUGAUUUAACGGAUCAUACAUUUUCUUUUGGGCGAUUCUGGAUAUCAUAGUGGUACUUGAGAAAAGAAGUUCAAGGACUUACUUGACCUGUUAUCCUUAUUGAGAUAGCUCUUUAACAAGUCAGAAGAUUUUGUCUUUGUUUCCUUUUCACAGUUGUUCAUGAUUUGUAUACUUUGGGUUGUUGGUUCGUAUAUUUGUACUAUCUAGGUUGUAUAAACUUUAACAUUAGUUUUAUAAUUUUAUUAUAUGAUUUUGGUUAAAAACUAAAAGGACAAAAAAAAGGUGAGAAUAUAGCUUUCUUAUUCAUGGGUUCCUUGAUAUAAGAAGAUAUGCUCUUUAUAGACACAUAUUACACAACCUCUACAUUCUUACAAUCAAAAUAGAUGAAUGUGAUAAUGAAUGGGAAAUGGGGUGAGGGAUUACAUGUAACACCAAAUAGUGCAUCUAAUGUAAUGGUUAUCCACAUGAAUAUUUACAUAAUACUCCUUCUUGGAUGACCACUAGAUCGCAUUACGCUAUCUCAUGCUGCCUUAUUAAAAACCUUACCAGGAAACCUCUACAUUCUUACAAUCAAUAUACAUGAUUAUCGGUAUCAUUUUUCCUAUUGAUAGUCCGUAAGAUUCUCUGAUGUGUUAAAUUAUAGAUCUUUAACCAAAUAUAUUCACUCAUGAUCUUCAAAAUAGUGAUAAAGAACUUGAGUGAAAUAUGUUUUGUUCUAUCCCCUUUAAUGUAUCUUUCCUUUAAUUAUUUUUUUGUUUAUCAUUUUUAUUAUUAGAAAGUAAACAAAAUUAAGAAAUUAAAAAAAAUUAUUCCCUGGUAGCUGACGUGGCAAGUGAGGUGGACCUUGACUAACAAUCAACUCGAUUGACCGUCUAAUUUGAUGGGCAAACCUGCCUUCGGGCCAAAUAAAGAAGUAUGCUAUAUAGUUUAGACUAGAAUAGCAAUUUCUGAUAACACUAGCAAAAAUAGAAAGUUUGUCUAUAGUUCGGGCCAAACUAAAAUAUUAAAAAAAAAAGCUACAAUACCUCUUUCAGGAACCCACUCGGGACUCGGGAGUCGCUCGCACAGCAGAAACGUUAAAAUGCCGCCCCGUGAUUUGUUUAACAGACAACGAAGGGUUCCUAGGAACGUCCAUUGUGCCACGUCAUCGAGUCAGUCGAUGAUUCCGUAGGGUGGCAGUACACCUUAUCAUAGCACUCCAUCGUCCCUACUCCCUUCCUUACCUUCCUUCGCACAGGAAGUGCCAUAUCAUCACCCACAGACUCUAUCGAACUGCACGGAUUGCUCAUUUUUCUCCGUCAAUCCGAGAAGCAGCGAACCUCCGUGGACUCUGGAGCUCUAUCUCCAAUGGCUUCCCUGCUAAACACAGCUCUGUCCGUCGGUUUGACAUCAAAUGGGCGCGCCAGACGAGUUCGGGCUCGGUCACUCGUUUCUCCAGCUUCUGUAUCUUUCUCAAGGCGUCGGCUUACGAUUAUAGCUGCAGAGACUGAUACCAAUGAAGGGACGGUAAAACCUCAGGUACCAGAUAAGGCGCCAGCCGGUGGCGGCUCGAGCUUCAACCAGCUUCUCGGCAUCAAAGGAGCUGCUCAGGAGACUAAUAAAUGGAAAAUUCGUCUUCAACUAACAAAACCCGUUACUUGGCCUCCCUUGGUCUGGGGAGUAGUUUGUGGAGCUGCUGCUUCUGGAAACUUCCAUUGGACAUUGGAGGAUGUUGCUAAAUCAAUAGUAUGCAUGAUGAUGUCUGGCCCAUUUCUAACUGGCUACACACAGACGAUAAACGACUACUAUGACCGUGAGAUUGAUGCGAUCAAUGAGCCUUAUCGGCCAAUUCCAUCUGGAGCCAUUUCUGAGGAUGAGGUUAUUACUCAAGUCUGGGUGCUGCUUCUUGGAGGCCUAGGCUGUGCUGGUAUAUUGGAUGUUUGGGCAGGACAUACCUUUCCCAUAGUUUUCUAUCUCGCUUUGGGUGGGUCAUUGCUCUCGUAUAUAUACUCUGCUCCACCUCUAAAGCUUAAGCAGAAUGGAUGGAUUGGGAAUUUUGCGCUGGGCGCGAGUUAUAUCAGUUUGCCUUGGUGGGCGGGUCAGGCUCUGUUUGGGACACUUACACCUGACAUAAUUGUUCUGACACUACUGUACAGCUUAGCCGGGCUGGGAAUUGCGAUUGUAAAUGACUUCAAAAGUAUUGAAGGAGAUCGAGCGAUGGGCCUCCAGUCGUUACCUGUGGCUUUUGGUGCUGAGGCUGCUAAAUGGAUCUGUGUUGGUGCCAUCGACAUAACUCAGAUAUCUAUAGCUGGCUAUCUCCUUGGAGCUGGAAAACCAUAUUAUGCCUUGGCCCUACUCGCUUUGAUUAUUCCGCAGGUCUUUUUUCAGUUCCAAUAUUUCCUGAAGGACCCUGUCAAGUACGACGUCAAGUAUCAGGCGAGCGCCCAGCCAUUUCUGGUGCUAGGUCUGUUGGUGACUGCUCUUGCAACUAGCCACUAGGCUUUUAUCCUCAAACAAAAGUUCCAUAAUUACGAGGAGACGGAAGAACGGCAUCUACAGCAAGACUGAUGACACGAACAGCUUUCAGCCGUGGACAGGCAUGCACCGGGAGAACGAGAGGCCCUCCCAUAUUCAAGAGUAGUCUGAGCUUUUGGCCUCCCCAAGUAGUCGAGGCUUCUGGUGGUUUUAUGUCUCGAGAGCUAAAAUUCAGAAUCAGCUAAGAGCUUUAUAUCCCUUUUUUUUUCCCCCUCCGUGGAAAUGUAGCGUUUUCCGGUAGUGUGUUGGAAUGGAAUCCCGGCAUCGUUUUGUUGAUUAUCAACGUUCCAUUGUUCUUUCUUUGUGCCUUUGUUGGAACGUGAAACCUGCGGUUCUCUAAAAUCAAGUCAUUUCUCUAAA